AUGGUCAAGUUGCCCGGUCUCACCAGCUGUCUCGCUGCUGCUGGAAUGGUGAGCACAGCUGCCAAUCUGAUGGCGAGCGUUCGAGCCCUGCCUUCUACUGUUCCAGAUCUUCGUCUUGAUCAGCUUCUAACCUCACGGUUCAACGCCACUAACAGCGGCACUGACUUCCUCUUGACUCUCUCGCCAGGACAGCGUCAUGUCUUUACAACGGCGCUCUCUAUGCUCGACUCGAAUUUCCAGCCUCCUUUCAUUUUUGGAUCUUCUCGCUAUACUGUCUACUAUGCUGUAUCGCUGCUCGCCCGCAACGGCCCUGGCGAUGCCGCUCUAGCAAACCAGCUCUUCCACAAUGCAAUUGCUGCUCAAUGGAAGAACUCCUCUGACACAUGGUAUGGCGCGUUUCUUGAUCCAAAUCAGCCCGCUCCUGGCGAUCUCAAUGCCCCCAAGAUAUAUGGCUCGUACGAUGCGAACUCGAACCUCUUUGUAGCUACUGCCUUCAUGCUUGCUAUAGAGGACUUUGGCCAUCUCAUGGACGACGAAGUCAAGUCAGCGGUCAUUGAGUCGGGCUACCGAGCUGUUGUCGGGGACACCUACCGAGUUUUUGGCGUUGAUGGAGACAACCUGACGCCUGCCUAUUCGAAUCCAUGGCUCAUGCGAUGCAUAGCCAUGUCGUACUACGGCAACCUCAAGAACGAUGCCAACAUGACUAGCUACGCCCAUCAGUACGCCACCGAGUUCUACUCGCUUUUCGACAUGUACGACACGCUCAGCGAGUUCAACUCGGCAACAUACACCGGCGUGUCGCUCUGGGCUCUGAGUUUGGGCGGCUACCUCCCAUCUGACACUUUAAUGGCCAAGAGAGCGGGCGAGACGAUCUCGAAAAUCUGGGCCAAGACAGCCCAGCUGUGGCAGCCGCAGCUUAACAGUCUGGGAGGCUCAUGGGAUCGAACCUACGGAUUUGGUCUAUCAGACUAUGUCAAUUUGCUCGGCUUUUAUGUUGCCGGUUUUGACGAUGGUGAUUUGAAGGGCUGGGCACAGCCUUGGAAGCUCUCUGGAUCUGCUCAUGUGUCGGAUGCGGCUUUUGCUCCGCUGAUGGCAAUCACCAGCAAAUAUCAUGAUCAGUAUGUCUCGCAAGAGUCUCGCGCUUAUUUGAAGCCCAACGCCUCGGGUAGCAGGCCUGGUCGUCUGGUCAAGUCCAAUGCGUGGUCACCUCCUUUCGAUGCCGAUGUCAAGCAGUACGGACCUCGCAACUACACGGCUUGGAUUGGCGAAAAUGUUUCUGUGGGUGGAACUGAGAUUGACGAAGCUGACAUCGGUGGCCCUGCUAAGAACCCAACCGCAUUCACACCAGCUGUCAUGCUUUGGAAGACCCCAGACACGCAUUCUCUCAACUACGCUCAACCCAAGGUAUCCUGGCUUUCGCUCUAUCCAACCACUCAGACCAUAUCUGCAAGCGCUUCUGCGUCGAGCCUCACCAUUCGCUUCCCGCCGUCCAUAGCGUUCGCCGCCAACUAUACUACGCCUAGUCACAUGACGAUUAUGAUUGGUACCAGCCCGCUCAACAACCUGCCUAGCGACUUGUUAGUGUCGUCCAACCAUACCAACGGCGCUCUGCCUGGUAUAGAAUUGACGCUGAGUGGUAAUGUAGCUUCGAAUGUGGUCGAACGCUCGUUGACGUAUGACAGCUCCAAGAAUGUCAACGGCUUCUACUACUACAACCUCACGUUCUCGCUUAGUAGUCUACCGAAGAGCACGGUGCCCGAGUUGGUUGUCUCUUACAAGGUGGUCUAG
Molecule: messenger RNA, 1788 nt
Organism: Mycosarcoma maydis (corn smut)
Lineage: Eukaryota; Fungi; Basidiomycota; Ustilaginomycetes; Ustilaginales
Exons: 1
Coding region: 1-1788 (595 amino acids)
Source: RefSeq, a predicted model, not a curated record